AUGGUUUUAGUAAACGGAGUAAUCAAUGCUGGUACAGCAGAGAAUAGCCUCAGCCUUGACAUUGUUGCUGAAAAGCUUUCUAGCAUCCCAUCACCAUUUAUUGACAAUCUCGAUAUCUUGAAGUACAAUGAUUUCACUGGAAUUGAAGCAUUCAGAGUGACAUUAGCAGAGUUUUUGACUACACAUGCAAAUUCCAGUUCACCACUAGAUCCAAAUAAGUUGGUGGUUAUGAAUGGUUUAACAUCAAUGGUAUGUGCAUUGGCCACAGUUCUCAGUGAUGUAGGUGAUGCAUGGUUGAUCCCUACUCCAUACUACUCGGCCAUAAGAGCAGAUGUUUCUAAGAUACCUCAGGUUAACCUUGUAUAUGCACAUCUACCUGCAGCAUCGGUAUGUACACUUAGUAUUCAGUUUUUCUAUGUGCAAUAUGGCCGUCUGGUGGUCAUACCUCACGUUAAUGCUUCAAUAAAUGACACAAGACACAAGGUUUUGGUAAAAGUGGAAGGGGGAGCAGUGAACAGCUCCAUGAUGCGACUCGCCUGUGAAUUGCAUCAUGACGCUGAGCGCGUGGUACCUGGUUGCAACCUUCCACCAGCAGAGACUGUACAGGGUUGUCUGUCUGAAGCUGAAUGCCAGCCAUUCCAAUUGAAUGUGGAUAUAUUGGAAACAUCAUUAGCAAAAGCUAAAACACAGGGUUACAAUGUUCGAUGUCUGUUCUUGAUUAAUCCUCACAAUCCAUUGGGUGAUGUGUACUCAAAGGAACUAGUGCUACAGUGUCUUCAGUUUGCAAAAAGAAAUAAUUUGCAUGUUAUUAUGGAUGAAAUUUAUAUGUUGUCUAUAUUUCAAGACGAUGUCAAGUUCACCAGCGUCUUCAGUUUGGAUACGUUGCCUGAUCCACAAAGAACCCAUGUUAUAUGGGGAUUUUCCAAGGAUUUUAGUAUGUCGGGUAUGAGAUGUGGUGCUGUCUAUACUUGGAAUGACAGAGUGUUAAUUGCUCUUAAACAAAUAUCUCCUUUUUUUGGCAUGCCUACUUUCUCACAGUGUUAUUUGAAUGAGAUGAUCAAAGAUAAAGAUUGGGUAGAAAAAACAUAUCUGCCAACAAAUCUUCAAAGACUUAGGAAGGCUCAUAAAAAUAUGUCAGAUGGAUUAACUAAGAUAGGAGUUCCCCAUCUUGUCAGGCCGUCAGGUCUGUUCAUUUGGGCUGAUUUUAGUAAGUAUAUUACCCCAUCAACAUUUGAUGGUGAAAUGGAACUCUUUUAUGAGAUAUUAGACAAUAAGGUUUACGUAGCUCCUGGUCAGGAUUUCUUUUGCUGCCAACCGGGGUGGUUUAGGAUUAUAUUUUCCAUCGAUGAAGAUAAACAAGAAGUUUCACUGAAAAGACUUUCUGUGGUACUGAAGAAAAGAAUGAGUUCUUUGAACUCAGAAUGA
Saccoglossus kowalevskii is the source of this 1425-nucleotide messenger RNA. RefSeq names its product 1-aminocyclopropane-1-carboxylate synthase-like protein 1. Gene Ontology annotation, molecular function: transaminase activity; pyridoxal phosphate binding. Gene Ontology annotation, biological process: amino acid metabolic process; biosynthetic process. The record is from RefSeq and is a predicted model, not a curated record. Lineage: Eukaryota; Metazoa; Hemichordata; Enteropneusta; Harrimaniidae.